Chara braunii is the source of this 3193-nucleotide messenger RNA. NCBI's taxonomy places the organism in Eukaryota, Viridiplantae, Streptophyta, Charophyceae, Charales, Characeae. The record is from the annotation of a GenBank genome assembly.
UGGUAAAGUCAAGGUUCGUUCAUAUUUUUAUGUUCUACCAAGGGUUGAGCAUGCCGUUUUAUUGGGCAGAGCCUUCUUGUGUCGAUCUGAAUCCAUCACCUUUAACAAGCAUGAUGGCACUAUGAUCGUGAUUUGUGUGACCCUGUAUGCCGCUACUAUGAGGUGAUGAAAUGUGAAAAUAUAAGGCCGACCAAUUCUAGGAACAGACUCGAUCCGGAUUCCUACUCUUUUUCAGAAUCGGAAAGGCUCGGAAGGGAGAAAGAGUCUCUUGGAGAAGAAAACGAUCCUCAAGAGCUCGUUGCGACGGACUCGUCUGUGGACCCUAAUUUGGUCCAGACAUUGACGGAGGUUGUGCCAGAGGAAGGUGGGACUGCAAGUCCAGACCCCGCUGGUGCUGUUGCUGCUGCUGCUGCGGCAAGUGGUGGUGCAGGGACUUCUGAAACUGUUGCAGCCCCGGGCCCGGACCCAGCAAUGGCUGGGCCAGGCGGCAGCUUCGCUUACAUCAACAGGAAGGCGGUGCAGAUUCCGUCCAAGUAUGACGGAAAGGACGACGUCGAGUCUUGGAUCAGCUCUAUGCGGUCCUACUUUGAUGUAUUGGGGACACCCCCGUCCACUCAGUGGUCUAUCCUGGGGACCAAUGUGGAGCCCGUCGUGCGGGGUUUCCUAGAAACCCAARCUGUCCAAUYAGGCUAUAAGAGAAUAGACYUGAACAAAUGGUUGAAGGCUACGCCUACUACCACACUUGAGGAUCUCUUGAUCAAGCAAUAUGYUGAUCCACAUGCUGCAGCUAAAACAAGACUCAAGCUUGACAAGCUCAAGCACAGCAAGUGGACYGGCACCAUGCACAGUCUGCAGCAGUACGUCAGUAAACUCUUUGCUACUCCGGAUCUGGAGAUGACGGUGCAGUCUUGCUUGGAUGUGAUAAAAGGUACGGUCCCCUCUWCUCUGAAAGAUCGCCUAGGGCUCGGGCUCAACGGAUAUACAGAUUGGCUUACCCUCAUGCGKGACUUAGUCAAGCUGGAGGCACAARACCUCCCGGGUGGAUCAAGUGGCAAAAAGGCCACUGGCCGCAAACGGUUUCCAGGCAGCAACCGUUUUGCAGCGCAUGAUCUGGUUGAGGCUGACGAGGAGACCCUCGUAGAAGAAUCUUCUCUUGAUGACGAUCAAGAGCAAGACUGCGGGGCAGCUUGCUCUUUGUCAGCCCAUGAGUCUGAGUGUAUAAAUGACGAUGAAUCCAUGAAUGCCUUUAAAAAGACUGCCUUCAAAAGUAAGGGACCGAGGACCACGAUGAAGAACAACAUUAACACUAUCCUUCUUCCCAAGGGAGCAAAGAUUCCACCAAAACCGAAAGGUCCUGCCACAAAACCAUGGCUAGAUCUCCGGAUUAGUGAAAAUCCCAAGCUUUCAUUCGUAGUAACUUCGGAUGCGAGUUUGUAUGGGAUUGAUGCAGUGCUGCAGCAAGAUGAUGGUGAUGGUUUACGUCCGCUGGAAUACUACAGCAAACGCAUGCCCAGCCACAAGGUAGUUGCCUCCACUUACAUGAGAGAGCUCUAUGCCUUGAGAGAGGCACUAGACCAUUGGAAAAACUACCUCUUGGGUCGCCAUUUCAAAGUGUUCUCGGAUCAUGAGACUUUGAAGUGGAUUCAGACACAGAUAAACCCAUCAACUACGCUGACCCGCUGGCUGCAUGAGAUUGAUGUGUAUAAUUUUGAACUAAAACACAAGAAAGGAUGCUAUAAUCGUGUUGCGGGUGCUUUGUCUUGCCACCCUGAGCACAUGACUUGCCUAGUGGGUUCCUACAAUCUUCGCAAAGACUUACAGAAGGAACUCAUUGAGCACACUGCCAAGGAUCCGGAACUCGGUCCCAUCCUUGAGCAGAUUCGGGCUGACCCUAGUAGUCAGCCUGAUUUCCAUGAAUGUAAGGGCCUUCUCUUCCGACGCUACAAUAAGCAUGACCGGUUGUGUGUACCCAACCAUGAGCCAAUCAUCACUCACUUCUUGGAUUUGGCUCAUGGCCGGAGUGGACACUUCGGUGUUGAGAAGACAUACGGGAWUCUGUUGGAAAGGUUUGUGUGGCCUGGAAUGAAAAGAAUGGCACAAAGGUUUGUGGCUGAGUGUGAAGUUUGUCARCGCAUUAAACCGUCUCGGCAGAAGCCCUAUGGCCUGCUGCACCCUCUUCCUAUCCCUGAUGGCCCAARUGAGUCUGUUUCCAUUGACUUCACGGACAUGGGGAAGAAGAGCAGAAACAGUUAUUCGCAAGUGAUGGUGAUCGUUGAUCGAUUUUCGAAAUUUCUAAAUCUGAUUCCCUUGCCACCUCASGCCCCAACUGACCUUGUGAUCGAUGAGUUCAACAAAAGGUACGUGCUACAUUAUGGCCCCCCRAAAACUCUCGUGAGUGAUUGGGACACCAGGUUCAUAAGCGCACACUGGAAAGAUUUCACAUCCCAGACCUGUGACAUGAAACUCAAGAUGACGUCUGGGCGACACCCCGAAGCCAAUGGACUGGCUGAGGAAAUCAACCAGACCGUGAUCCAGCUUCUUAGGGCUCUAAUUGUACCUGAUCAGAACUCUUGGGAUGAGGAGUUGCCGAUUGUGCAGGGGUUGYACAACAACUCCAUCCACUCCUCCACCAGGAUGACGCCUAACCGGUUGCAUCUUGGAUGGAAAAUCCGCAAUCCUCUAUCUUAUUUGUUUCCUGAUCAGCCACUUGGCCUAACACCUGGCCAGCCGGGCUACAGCGCCAAGUUCGAUCGCCUACUCAAAGUUGUUGUCGCAGCUAUGGAGAGGCGACGCAGUGCCAUGAUUAAACAUGCUAACAAGAAGCGCCAGCCUGCACCAUUCACAGUGGGAAGUUAUGUCUGGGUCAAAACGUCUGAGUUUUCUGAAGAGGAAGGUGUCUCACGAAAGCUUUUUCCUCAGUACUACGAUCCGUGGCAGGUCUUGAACCAGAGUUGCAAUACUGAAAUCAGAGGAAAGGUGGUGAGACUCAAAUCUAAAGCGGGGCUUGAUGUCGAGAAGUUAUCCCUUACAAGGAUUACACCACUCCUCGAUGCAGUCACAUAAUAUUCGAAGAUAUUAAGACAUGAGAAUUCUAGGUGUUUGUAAAAUUGCACAAUUGGAAUGGGUUAAAUUGCACAAUUGGAAUGGGUUACGAGACUCAGGUACAUGACUUAAGUAAAUGGUCCUCUCAUAU